CUGGGAAGCGAGCGGCGGGGUCUCGGGGAAGGGGCGCAGGUGGCCGCCAUCUUGGGCUGCGCUCGGGGGCUCUGAGGGAGCAGUGCCUAUCGUUCGGCUAUCCGCCGCGGACGUCGCCGCCGGGGACCCGCAGGUCAGGGUGCCGGAGAGUUCCACUCCCAUGGGAAGGAGAAUAAGUAAGCCAGGAGCAGACACCUGUCCUGUCCUUCAGACCUAAGUACUGCUUGUUAUUCCAUGGCUAGUCCAGGGAAAGAUAACUAUAGGAUGAAAAGUUAUAAGAAUAAAGCUCUGAAUCCUCAAGAGAUGCGUAGACGAAGAGAAGAAGAAGGAAUACAACUUCGAAAACAAAAAAGGGAAGAACAGCUGUUCAAGCGCAGAAAUGUCUCUUUGCCUAGAUGUGAUGAUUCUAUGCUAGAAAGUCCUAUCCAGGAUCCAGAUAUCAGCUCCACCGUACCCAUUCCAGAGGAAGAAGUUAUUACUGCAGAUAUGGUUCAGAUGAUUUUUUCUAAUAAUGCUGAGCAACAGCUAACAGCAACACAGAAAUUUAGAAAGCUGCUUUCUAAAGAACCUAAUCCCCCAAUAGAUCAAGUUAUACAAAAGCCAGGAGUUGUACAGAGAUUUGUAAAAUUUCUUGAAAGAACUGAAAAUUGCACUUUACAAUUUGAAGCUGCGUGGGCAUUAACUAAUAUAGCAUCUGGAACUUUUCUGCAUACCAAAGUAGUAAUUGAAACGGGGGCUGUUCCAAUCUUUAUUAAACUUCUUAAUUCAGAACACGAAGAUGUUCAGGAGCAAGCUGUGUGGGCACUUGGUAAUAUUGCUGGUGACAAUGCAGAAUGCCGAGAUUUUGUUUUAAAUUGUGAAAUACUUCCUCCUCUUUUAGAAUUAUUAGGAAAUUCAAACAGACUCACAACAACCAGAAAUGCUGUGUGGGCCCUCUCAAAUUUAUGUAGAGGCAAAAACCCUCCUCCAAACUUCAGUAAGGUUUCACCUUGCUUAAAUGUCCUCUCAAGAUUAUUGUUUAGCAGUGACUCAGAUGUGUUAGCAGAUGUAUGUUGGGCCCUUUCUUACCUCUCUGAUGGACCCAAUGAUAAAAUUCAAGCAGUCAUUGAUUCUGGAGUGUGUGUAAGACUGGUGGAACUUUUAAUGCACAAUGACUAUAAAGUUGUAUCACCUGCAUUAAGAGCAGUUGGUAAUAUUGUGACUGGUGAUGAUAUGCAAACACAGGUAAUUUUGAAUUGUUCUGCAUUACCCUGUCUCUUACACUUGUUGAGUAGCCCAAAGGAGUCAAUUAGAAAAGAAGCCUGUUGGACUGUUUCUAACAUUACUGCUGGAAACAGAGCUCAGAUUCAGGCUGUUAUAGAUGGAAGUAUUUUUCCUGUUUUGAUUGAGAUUCUUCAGAAAGCAGAAUUUCGCACCAGAAAAGAAGCAGCUUGGGCUAUAACUAAUGCAACAUCAGGAGGCACUCCAGAGCAAAUAAGGUAUUUGGUAGCUUUAGGUUGCAUUAAACCCCUUUGUGACCUUUUGACUGUAAUGGACUCCAAAAUAGUGCAAGUGGCUUUAAAUGGACUUGAAAAUAUAUUACGUCUUGGAGAACAAGAAUCUAAGCAGAAUGGAGUAGGCAUUAACCCAUAUUGUGCUCACAUUGAAGAAGCAUAUGGACUGGAUAAAAUUGAGUUUCUGCAAAGCCAUGAAAACCAGGAAAUUUACCAGAAAGCUUUUGAUCUGAUUGAACAUUAUUUUGGUGUAGAAGAUGAUGACUCCAGCAUUGUACCUCAGGUGGAUGAAAACCAGCAACAAUUUGUUUUUCAGCAGCAGGAAGCACCAAUGGAAGGUUUUCAACUUUAACUUGAUGGACCAUUAAAAAGUAAUGCCUAAAAGGUAGCUUAGGAUCUCUUCCAUGUUGCCAGUGUCAGAACAUGGAGGAAAAGAAUGAAUCUGAUGCACUUUUACAAGCAAAAUGAAACAAAAGUUUCCAUUCAGAUGCAACCUUUGCUUAUACGUUUUUGUUCUUUGUUUGUUUCUUGGUAAUUUGUUUUGUUAUGGCUAUAUCUGCCUUUUGUUAUUUGGAUUUUUAUAUCUUUGUGAACGAUUAAACACAUUAUGCAAUUAUUUAACUAAAGCUUGAAUAGGAGAAUUUUGAUGAAGUAUUACAUAAUGGUUCUGAAUUUUUUUCAAGUAUUCUUGGAAACUGCACAAUAACAGAUUAGCUGUCAAUAAUUGCAUUUUUGGCAGUAGUCUGACAUGCCCAAUCUACCAAAUCUACCUCUUACCUUGAAGCAAAAAUAAAAACAAAAGCUUCCGAAGCAUUGUAAAAGCUGAAUUAAAAUGUGAAAAUAUUACCUUUAAUUCUAAAUCACUGUGCUGUAGAUUGUACUUUGCAAAAAAUGAUUACAACAGAAAAUCUGCAAAAUUUAUAAAACAGAAGAAUCAGUUGUACUGAUAACUGUUAAAUGUGGCAAUUGUAAAGAGAGAAGCUGUUCUUCAUGUUGAACACAUUAAAACUACAAAACAAUUGUGUUUUUAACAUGUAAAUGCUAUUAUAUUAGUAUAUUUUCUAUUUUUCACCAAAUAUGCUACCAUUUUGAAAGUGUUUUAUUAUUUUUACAGUCUUCCUUUUGAAGAAAAUCAUGACAGAUGCUUGCUCUCAUGAAUCUAAAGUAGUGCUGCAUACCUAAAAUACUGUACCUAUAUCUCUGAUUUUUUUCAGAGCAGUAAUUGAAAAAUUUUGUUCUGUGUAUAAUGUGAACUUAAGUUACAUGAGUGACAAAACUAUCCUGAAGAAGUCACGUUAUUGUGUAUUAAAUUUUAUUAAAAGCAUUUAAUGUUUGGACUCAGUAAGUGAUGAUAUUAAUGAAAAUUGCUAAAGAUUCUUUAAUAGAAAUCUAUAUUAGAAAUGUUUUCUUUUGGUAAUAACUCAGAGGGCCACACUGCUGCUUGUUAUGAAUCAUAUGUUAGAUUGCAUUUGUAUCAGAUUGGUUAUAUAUAUAUGUGUGUGUGUUUUAUGAAUUAACAGCAAAAACCUCUUCAAACUAUAAAAAUCUAAAAGGUUUCAAUAGAAAAGUUAUAUAUAUAUUUACACAUAUGUAUGUAUGUCUUUGUUACUCUCCUGGUACUGUGCGUGGUAGAAUUUUCUAAGUAGCUGUGGUACUGUUCAACUCAAUCUUUUAAUUUAUAGUUACAUGCAGAUUAUUUACAUUUCCAAUUAUAUACCUAGAAUUCUUACUUAAAAUCUAAUUUACAGCUUGUUUUAGAUGGGAAUUAAAACAUUUUGAUAUGACUCAUAGUUUAUUCUGUAAAGAAAGAUUUCAUUUAUGAUAGCAUUUAUGUUUCUGCUGGAAAUCAGAGGCAUGAUAUGAGAGUAUAUAUAGGAAUACUUUAAAAUAGAAUUAUGCUCUGUAAAUUAUGUGUCAUGUUAAACUUUGAGUAGGCACUUAAAAUCUGCAACUAUAAAAUCCAGGUUCAGUGGUGUCUAUAAUGCUGACUUCAUCUGCCAGUCCCUUUUAUACUGCAAAAAAGAGGAUUGUGUCUGUG
This is a messenger RNA of Dipodomys spectabilis (banner-tailed kangaroo rat), 3531 nucleotides long. It is a transcript of the gene Kpna5, whose product is annotated as karyopherin subunit alpha 5. Gene Ontology annotation, molecular function: protein binding; nuclear import signal receptor activity. Bases 235 to 1845 code for a protein of 536 amino acids. Gene Ontology annotation, biological process: NLS-bearing protein import into nucleus. The record is from RefSeq and is a predicted model, not a curated record. Gene Ontology annotation, cellular component: cytoplasm; nucleoplasm; nucleus. The transcript has 15 exons. Lineage: Eukaryota; Metazoa; Chordata; Mammalia; Rodentia; Heteromyidae.